Boeremia exigua is the source of this 1125-nucleotide messenger RNA. RefSeq lists its product as uncharacterized. Gene Ontology annotation, cellular component: cytosol. Gene Ontology annotation, molecular function: oxidoreductase activity. The transcript has a single exon. Lineage: Eukaryota; Fungi; Ascomycota; Dothideomycetes; Pleosporales; Didymellaceae. Bases 131 to 901 code for a protein of 256 amino acids. The record is from RefSeq and is a predicted model, not a curated record.
AUUCAUCACCAUCUGUACGCUAUCAGGGUCGAUCUUUACUACCUGUCCUUAAUCUCAGAAUCGCGCUGUUAUAGGCUUUAAUAUCUGCAGCCUCGGAUCUACUUGAUCUAUAUUUCGAUUUCACGCAACAAUGGCACCACCUACGACAUCCUCCUUUCAAAUUACGACAUCCUCGUUUCCGCCAGACGCUGGUUUGGAGUUUGUUGGAUCCAACAACAUCCGGGACGACAUAUACCCAGCUAUCGAUGUUACUAAAGUCAGCGCCCUCCGGCAGCCUGGCAAAGUUGUCUUGAUCACCGGCGCAGGCCGCGGCAUCGGUCGAUCUAUGGCCGUUCAGUAUGCGCGCGCCAACGUCUCUACGAUCAUAAUCUGUGCGCGCACUGCAACAGAGUUAGAUGAAGUGGAAUGCCGAAUUAAAGAGGCCAACAAACGAGUCGAAGUUUGGAAAGAAGUCUUUAGCGUUACAGACCGCGCCGCGGCCCAAGAUCUGGCGAAAAGAGUUGCUGAUGCAAAGGGAAAACUGGAUAUUCUCAUCAACAACGCCGGUAUGUCUCGCCCCUGGAAGAACAUCCAUGAGAUUGAUCCAGAUGAUUACUGGCGAGUAAUGGAAGUCAAUGUUUAUGGGCCUCUUCUACUCACCCAUGCAUUUUUGCCUCUGUUGGUGAACAAUGCAGAAACGAACUCUACACACGUAAACAUCAUCAACAUCACAUCAAUCGGCGCGGUUACGAUGGGCCCUGGGGGCAGUCCGUACUCGAUUUCGAAGCUGGCGCUGCAAAAGCUGGGUGAGUUUGUGGGCCUCGAGUACGGUGCAAAGGGCGUGAAUGUUGUGGGCAUACACCCUGGAGUAGUGGAGACAAAGGUAGCGAAGGUGGUCAAGGAGCUGAAUAAUCGUAGGUGACAUGUCACAACAGGCGCUAGGACGAGAUCGCUGACACGCACAGUUAUGACUGAUGGACCGGACCUUUCUGGUGGAUUCGUUGUGUGGCUGAGUAGUGCAGACAGGGCGUGGUUGAAUGGAAGGUAAGUUCUACACGUAGAUCUUCUAAAUGAGUGCUGAUCAUUCUGCAGAUAUGUUAGCGCGACUUGGGACGUUGAUGCCUUAGAGAGAAAGAGGAGUGAGAU